ACGCACUUGUCAUCACAAAAUAAUCGUCGGGUUUUUUGUAAAAUUGUAAUAAUUGCUGUGAUUAAAUUAAUUAGUGAGAAAGACUGCUAACGGCGUAAUAUUUAUUCGUAUUAUUUAAACAAAAGUUAAACCAUGUGUGUUUUUUGUUAGAAAACUAUGUAAUUUUUAAUGUAAUCGGGAUGUCUGCAAAACCGACGAUUUACCAUGAAAAACAAGUUAAAGAACUGUGCGCGCUGCACGCACUUAACAAUUUAUUCCAGGUGCGCGGGACAUUUUCGAAGAACGAGCUGGACGGGAUCUGCAGCCGGCUGUCGCCGAACGUGUGGAUCAACCCGCACCGCUCCAUGCUGGGGCUGGGCAACUACGACAUCAACGUGAUCAUGGCGGCGCUGCAGCUGAAGGGCUGCGAGGCCGUGUGGUUCGACAAGAGGAAAGACCCGGGCUGCCUUGACCUAUCAAACAUCUGUGGGUUCAUUCUGAAUGUGCCCUCUGACUACAAGUUUGGCUUCGUCAUGCUGCCCCUGCGCCGACGUCACUGGAUCGCCAUCCGUCAGAUCCAGGGAAACUUCUACAACUUGGACUCCAAGUUGGACGCGCCCCAGCUCAUUGGAAGAAGCAGUGAUCUUAUAGCCUACCUAAAGCAACAGAUGGAGUGUAAAGAAAAAGAGCUCUUUGUGGUCGUAAGCAAGGAAGUAGAAGAAAAGCAGCUCUGGAUGAACCAGUUCACCGUCACCUCGCCAACCCACAGCGCCCCCCUCAACCACUGUGACAGCCCCGACAGCGUUUCAGACACCAGUAACCCGUAUGAGUCUAAAAAUGAUAGUGUGGAGUGUCUUCAAAUUCAUGAAGUGCGGAACUGUUCUUUGGCAGUUAAUGACUUUUAAAACUGUACUUCUAAUUCCAUUAGACUGACUGUGUG
Cydia strobilella is the source of this 919-nucleotide messenger RNA. RefSeq names its product josephin-2 (gene Josd). The transcript is spliced from 4 exons. The coding region runs from base 180 to 884 and encodes 234 amino acids. Lineage: Eukaryota; Metazoa; Arthropoda; Insecta; Lepidoptera; Tortricidae. The record is from RefSeq and is a predicted model, not a curated record. Gene Ontology annotation, molecular function: cysteine-type deubiquitinase activity. Gene Ontology annotation, biological process: protein deubiquitination.